AUGACAGUGGUAAACUCGGAUUACGCCUACUUUCUUGUGACUACUUUGCUAAUGCACGUACUACUGGACGGCGUAGUCAAAGGGGAGCAUUUCACCCUUGGCUACAUAACUGGCUCGAAAAGGCGUCCAGGCGACUGGGAGUACUCUCGUCCUGGCCUCCAAAUAUCUGGCGCCAUAACUCUUGCCAUUGAUGAGGUAAACGCCGGCGAGCUGGGUAAACGAGGCCACAAACUAGACUUCAUCGUAGCUGAGACGUACGGCGACGAGGAGCGCAGCAUCCUAAUGACAGCCGAUCUAUGGACGAGGAACGUCAGUGCGUAUAUUGGCCCUCAGGAGACUUGCGUACACGAGGGUCGCAUGGCCGCUGCCUUUAAUCUGCCCAUGAUAUCCUACUACUGCACGAAUCGAGAGACGUCGAAUAAAAAGGAAUUCCCUACGUUCGCCCGUACGCGACCUCCGGACACACAAAUCUCCAAGUCUGUUAUUGCUGUACUCAAGGCUUUCAAUUGGACAAAGGUGUCGUUCAUGUUCAUGAACGCGUCUCGCUUCGACAAUCACGUGAUGCCCACGGUAGCUCGAACCAUCCUGUCUUCCUUCCGAGCGGUUGGUGUACGCGUCAACAGCGUCAAGUGCUGGGAGGAGUCAUAUCGCGUCGUCGAAAACCUGAACAAUCCGUUCCACAAGCUCGUCGAUGAAACCUUUGCCGAUACCAGGAUCUACGUUAUACUCGGAAACAUAGAGGAGCACAUUGGCUUACUAAUGGCGUUGGACAGAAGACACCUUUUAACGAGUGGUGAAUACUGGGUGGUCGGCGUCAACACCGAAACCUACAUCGACCGCGAGCCAGACGUCUACAUUCGCGGAUUGUUAAAAAAAUACUCAAGAUCUCGUACGCUUCGAAUUCUGCAGAGCUACUUCAGUGUCAUAGCUUCGGCACCCGUUGGCUACAUAAAUUUUACAAACAAAGUCAACGAGUACAGGCAACGGCCUCCGUUCAAUUUUAAAAAUCCUCUGAGGAGUUUCAUAGAAGAGGGUCUCAUUCAGGCUGUGCCUGAAACCGCGUACCUCUACGACGCGAUUCAUCUUUACGCCCAGAGUCUCAUCAGAACGCUCGACGAGGCCAAGGACCUGCGAAAUGGUAAAGAGAUCAUAUCUUCGCUUUACGGCCUCCACUAUCGCAGCGCCAUGGGGUACAUGGUGUACAUGGACGAGAAUGGUGACCCGGAGGGCAACUACACUUUGAUAGCACUGGAUGACCAGACACCGAAGGGCUACGGCCUCUACCCCAUCGCGCGCUUUAUCGGCAAGGAGAGUUCCACGAACUUGCCGGCGUUGCGUAUUCUGAGAGACGUUCCCUGGGUCAACGGAGCACCGCCAGUCGACGAGCCCUACUGCGGGUACCACGGCGAGAAAUGUUACUCCCACAUGGGAGAAAUCGUCGGUGGUGUCACUGGGGCGAUUUUGGUGGUACUCCUCCUUGUAUCGGCGGUGCUCUACAGAAACUACAAGUACGAGCAGGAACUGGACUCGCUGCUGUGGAAAGUCAACUACAAGGACAUCGAGAUCAAAGAGACCAAGGACAACUCGACCGCACCGGGUGAUCAGCUCUUCAAGAACAACUCCAAGAAUCCAGGUCAGCCGUACGUGAGGACCAGCCAGGCGUCCCUAAACUCGAACCCCGAUGCUGACUUUCGCUACUCCAUGAUAUACACGCAAGUGGGAAUCUACAAGGGUCGUAUUUUCGCUGUCAAGAAGGUGAAGAAAAAGUCGAUAGAGAUAACCCGAGAAAUGAAGAAGCAACUCAAAAUCCUAAAGGACAUAAGACACGAUAACUUGAAUGCUUUUAUCGGGGCUUGCACGGAUCCUCCCAAUAUUUGCAUAGUAGCCGAAUACUGUCCUCGCGGGAGUUUGAAAGACAUAUUGGAAAACGAAGACAUCAAGCUUGACAAUAUGUUCAUGGCAUCCUUAGUGGGUGACAUAGUCAGAGGUAUGACCUUCCUUCACGAGUCCGUCAUUAAAUUUCACGGUUCUCUCAGUACAUCGAAUUGCCUAGUGGACUCGCGUUGGGUCGUCAAACUGGCCGAUUUUGGACUGCACGAGUUUAAGCGCGAUGCCGAGCUCGAAUCUGUUGACGUUAUCAAAAAAUACCGAGGACUUUUGUACAAGGCGCCGGAGCUACUGCGUUCGAUGACUGUUGAAUCCACGCCAAGAGACUUUCAGAGAGGAGACGUCUACUCGUUUGCCAUUGUACUGUACGAGCUGCAGGGCAGACACGGACCCUAUGGAAUCACGGAGCUAUCCGCGCCUGAUAUUCUGAAAAAAAUCAUUGCCGCAGAAGACCCGCCGUUCCGUCCACCCCUGGGUCAGCUGGAAAAUUGCUUCGACUUUGUGAGGGAGUGUUUGCUUGAGUGCUGGGCUGAAAAUCCAGAAACUCGUCCUGAUUUCAAGACGAUUCGAAAUAAACUGCGACCGUUGAGAAAGGGAAUGAAACCGAAUAUUUUCGACAAUAUGAUGGCUAUGAUGGAAAAGUACGCGAACAACCUGGAGGCUCUGGUCGACGAAAGAACAGAUCAGCUCUCUGAGGAGAAAAAGAAAACUGAUGCUCUGCUGUAUGAAAUGCUGCCACGUUACGUGGCUGAGCAGCUCAAACGAGGCCAUAAGGUUGAAGCGGAGAGCUUUGACUGCGUCACGAUUUACUUUAGCGACAUCGUUGGAUUCACUGCCAUGUCGGCUGAGAGUACACCGCUCCAGGUGGUUGACUUUCUCAACGAUUUGUACACUUGUUUUGAUUCUACGAUAGAAAACUACGAUGUCUACAAAGUUGAGACAAUUGGAGACGCAUACAUGGUCGUCAGCGGAUUACCAAUACGAAACGGUAUCCUGCACGCUGGAGAAAUCGCAAGCAUGUCGCUGAGUCUAUUGGAGUCCGUGAAACAGUUCGCAAUCAGACAUAGGCCCUUGGACAAGCUGCAAUUGCGAAUAGGCAUUCAUUCCGGUCCAGUGUGCGCUGGCGUUGUUGGUCUCAAGAUGCCGCGCUACUGUCUCUUCGGCGACACGGUCAACACUGCCAGCAGAAUGGAGUCCACGGGAUCUCCUCUACGAAUCCACUGCAGCAUGGAGACGAAAUCGCUGCUGGACCAGCUUGGGGGUUUUAGUCUGGCAGAGCGUGGCCUAGUCUCGAUGAAGGGCAAAGGCGAACGCCUGACCUUUUGGCUGAUUGGCGAAGAGCCGUCGAUGCGCGAGGCUCGCAACCGCGAAAGGCUGGCCCGGCGAGCUCGCCACGGAACCAUCACCUCCAGUGGCCAACCGCAGCCGAGUGACGGCACUGGUGGGACCAACCACUUUGAUCCUCUGGCACCGCGAAGCUCGCUCAAGAACAAAUCACUCGCUCGAGCCGCGUUCCUACGCUGUUCCCGCGAGUCGCCCAAAAGACUGAGGUUCGCCAGCUCGGAUCACCUAGACCAAACGGCCAAGGCUAGCAGAGGUGAUGUCGAAGCCGGCAAACUCGAGUCCAUCAUGGAUGGCAGUCCGUGCAAGGGUCUGUGCUCGUUGGGAAGAUCGUCGUGCAUCGAGGGCACCAGGUCGUCCAGCAGCUCCUGCCCUUGUGUGGAGCACAUCGGUGAACUGGCUUUACCACUGCGACUGCCAGCCACGGUGCAGCUGAAGCUCGCGCCUCACGUGGACGGCGGCAGUGAGACCAUCCUGAGACCCGACAGUCCCUACCUGGGCAAUGACGAAGAAGUUGCGGUGGAUUACAUGCCGAGGACAAAGGGGCUAAGACUCGGCAAGAAAGGAUUGCUGAGAGCUGUCUGCAGAUCUGCCCCGAGCAGUCCAAAACGGGGGUCCUGCCUUUUGCUCGGGCCCAAGCGAGAUGUGCAGUCCAACGAGGAGCUGGACGAGUGGGACGUAGCGCCACUCAUCAACUGCGACUCGAACACGCGGGAGUUCCAAUGAAGGAAUCUAUGUCUAUCGAUGAAAAUUGGUCGUGUAGAAUUAUGUUUGUGUAUCUCUGACGGGUGUCUUUCAAAUGUUGGUAAAGGCAGUCGACAAGUAUAUGCUUGGGUCAAUAUCACGUUAUUUUUAUGAUCAAUGAGUUUCAAUGACAAUUGAUAGAACAUAGAUCAUUGCGAUGCAUUUAUUAAGAAGCUAAGUUGACGAUUUAUAAAAAUAAAUGCAUGUAUGGACGAAAUAUGGGACUUUCGCUCCCGAAGCGAGAGCACUAGAUUUUUUACCAGAAAAGGAUAGUA
This is a messenger RNA of Copidosoma floridanum, 4247 nucleotides long. RefSeq names its product guanylate cyclase 32E. Gene Ontology annotation, molecular function: guanylate cyclase activity; ATP binding; protein kinase activity. The record is from RefSeq and is a predicted model, not a curated record. Gene Ontology annotation, biological process: receptor guanylyl cyclase signaling pathway; cGMP biosynthetic process; protein phosphorylation. NCBI's taxonomy places the organism in Eukaryota, Metazoa, Arthropoda, Insecta, Hymenoptera, Encyrtidae. Gene Ontology annotation, cellular component: plasma membrane.